UGUAGAAGUUAUUCUUAUAGUGACCCGCUAGGGUUUUUACCUUCCUAUUUCUCCAAACCGUCCUUUGCCACCGCUCUGUAUCUCUUUCUUCCUUAUCAAUGGUAGGCGGUUUCGAAGUUGGCGCCGUCCCUUUCAACCCCGACGGCUGGGGUCCGCCAGACGCCACAACGGGCACCACCACAUCCACUCUCCCUCUCCACGUUCCCUUCGCCCCCUUCUCCCGAUCAGAAAAACUCGGUCGGAUCGCCGAUUGGACCCGUAACGUCAACAAUCCUAAUGCAAAUCGGCCAAACGCCAACAAGAACGCUUCGGAUUCCGUUUUUGACUUCACCGCCGAUGAUUCCUUCCCUGCUGCAGCUGGUGCAGCCGAUGAUGACUCGACCUUCCGUCUCGUUGAUGGAAAACCUCCUCCACGCCCUAAAUUCGGCCCUAAGUGGCGAUUCAAUCAACACCGCCCGCAACUCCCUCAGCGUCGCGAUGAAGAGGUGGAGGCUCGCAAACGUGAGGCGGAAAAGGAACGGGCGCGCCGGGAUCGCCUAUACAAUCUCAAUCGAUCCAAUCAAAACCAGCCACGUCGCGAGGCGGCAGCUUUCAAGUCAUCUGUGGAUAUCCAGCCGGAGUGGAACAUGUUGGACCAGAUUCCCUUCUCAACGUUUUCAAAGCUGUCAUUCUCAGUCGCUGAGCCAGAAGAUUUACUUCUCUGCGGCGGGCUUGAGUUCUACGACAGAUCAUAUGAUAGAGUCACCCCUAAAAACGAGCGUCGUUUGGAGAGAUUCAAAAACCGAAACUUUUUCAAAGUCACCACGACUGAUGAUCCUGUGAUUCGGAGACUUGCCAAUGAAGAUAAGGCUACUGUGUUUGCUACGGAUACUAUCCUGGCAACUUUGAUGUGUGCGCCUAGGUCGGUAUAUUCGUGGGAUAUUGUGAUUCAGAGAGUUGGAAACAAGCUCUUUUUCGAUAAGAGAGAUGGUUCUCAGCUUGAUUUGCUUGCAGUGCAUGAGACCUCACAUGAGCCAUUACCAGAGGCGAAAGAUGAUAUGAACUCUGCUUAUUCAUUGAGUGUUGAGGCAGCCUAUAUUAAUCAGAACUUUUCACAGCAGGUUCUAAUUAGAGAUGGGAAUAAGGUUGCCUUUGAUGAACCAAACCCAUUUGCAAAUGAAGGAGAGGAAGUUGCUUCUGUUGCUUAUAGGUAUAGGAGGUGGAAACUUGAUGAUGAUAUGUAUCUUGUUGCUAGGUGUGAGGUGCAGAGUGUUGUGGAGGUCAACAAGCAGAGGUCAUUUUUGACACUGAAUGCUCUCAAUGAGUUUGAUCCUAAAUAUUCCGGAGUUGAUUGGAGACAGAAAUUGGAGACUCAAAGAGGUGCGGUUUUGGCUACUGAAUUGAAGAACAACGCGAAUAAGUUAGCUCGAUGGACUGCUCAAGCGCUUUUGGCAAGUGCAGAUUUGAUGAAAUUAGGUUUUGUUUCGAGGGUUCAUCCAAGAGAUCAUUAUAACCAUGUGAUAUUGGCUGUUCUUGGGUAUAAGCCAAGGGAUUUUGCUGCACAGAUUAAUUUGAAUACAUCAAACAUGUGGGGAAUUGUGAAGAGUAUUGUUGAUUUGUGUAUGAAGUUGAAUGAGGGCAAAUACGUUUUGGUUAAAGACCCAUCAAAGCCACAAGUGAGAAUUUAUGAAGUUCCUGCUGAUGCUUUUGAGAAUGAUUAUGUGGAGGAGCCUUUGCCUGAGGAAGAGCAAGUUCAGCCCCCUGGCGAGGAGACCGAGAAUGCAAAGGCAGCAACUGCUGCAAAUGAUGUUGAAGAUAAAAAUAUUUCUGCUCAAGCUUAAAGUGCAGAUUGGCUAUGAACUGGGGAUGUCAUACUGUUUUGCAAUAUGGAGCAUAUUCGCACUCCCCAACAUUGAAUCCUCCUUUUUUUAUCUUUUUCUUUUUUGGGUUAAAAUUUGGUUUUGUAAUCUUAGAUGGUUUAUUUAUCAUAUUGAGCACAGUUGUAUUCAGGAUCUAGCUCUUGAUUUAACUCAUCCAAGAAUUUUAUUUUCUUCA
Messenger RNA from Jatropha curcas, 2034 nucleotides. RefSeq names its product eukaryotic translation initiation factor 3 subunit D. Gene Ontology annotation, molecular function: translation initiation factor activity. Gene Ontology annotation, biological process: translational initiation. The record is from RefSeq and is a predicted model, not a curated record. Lineage: Eukaryota; Viridiplantae; Streptophyta; Magnoliopsida; Malpighiales; Euphorbiaceae. Gene Ontology annotation, cellular component: cytoplasm; eukaryotic translation initiation factor 3 complex.